AUGUCUAGAAAGAGACAUACAACCUUUUUCGCCCCCCUGGUUUUCAGCCAGGUGGUGAUGCACUUCUCAAGCUUCCAGGCCACCCCUGUAAUACUCAAUGAGCCAGCGGAGCAACUCUUAGGAUGGCAGCCAGGUGAUGACCUCACCAAGGGUCUUCCACCCUUCGAAAGCGAUGAUCCGUCCGACUGGAACCUCGAUGCAUGGGAAGAUGGAAUCGGGUCGCAGCUUGCUCAGUGGGGAAAGACUGACCCAAUUCAAGCUCCUCAUCUUCAGCAAACCCAUGAUGGUCAAGAAACAACGCUCCUCUCACCGGCCUUACCAUCAUUUGAAAACCUCAGAAGUGGAGCUGAGGAUUCCUUGGAAGCCCAAACACUUUUCUAUCCCCUAGGGAGCGAUGGUGGUAGAUUAAACGGACACUAUCAACCACAUCCGGUUGAAUACCAAUCGCUUCUGGAGCCAGAGGUCCCAAACCAAUUAAGGGCAAGAUACAAACCGGAAGACAUUCAAUUCUCUGGUAUUGGUCAACCGGAUAAGAGAUAUAGACCGGGGUUGAGAUCUAGCGAGAGGUAUCAAGCUGGUACUAGUGCAUUGGAUCAACGUUUUGAGAGAACGCUCACAGAAAUGAGGGAUAUUCCAAGAUGCCUAUCACUAGUAAAUUGCACAUCCUGA
Messenger RNA from Puccinia graminis f. sp. tritici CRL 75-36-700-3, 669 nucleotides. RefSeq lists its product as uncharacterized. NCBI's taxonomy places the organism in Eukaryota, Fungi, Basidiomycota, Pucciniomycetes, Pucciniales, Pucciniaceae. Bases 1 to 669 code for a protein of 222 amino acids. The transcript is spliced from 5 exons. The record is from RefSeq and is a predicted model, not a curated record.